AGUGAGGAUCCCGCCCUGUAAUGACUGUCAGAAAACGUUUCUCCGGAGAUGACUGACUUCACACACGCACCCAAUUUUUAUUAAGCCACGUUAAAGUGGAAGAUGCACAACAGGGACCGGGCCGUCUCGUUCCAGAGUCUGCCGGCUUUGAAGCGUCUGGCCUGAAGUAUACUGCGGCUUGUUUCUCAGUUGAUGUAUUGUGCUGAAUAUGUUGCGAUCAGACUAACCUAACAUGGAUCCUGAGGAGUUGGACCUGCAGAAUGACUACCGUUACCGUAGCUACGCAGCAGUCAUUGAGAAAGCGCUACGAAACUUUGAAUCUUCAAGCGAAUGGGCAGACCUCAUCUCCUCCCUUGGCAAGCUCAAUAAGGCUCUGCAGAGCAACCUUCGCUACUCACUCUUGCCCAAGAGGCUGAUCAUAGGGAAGCGUCUGGCUCAGUGCCUGCACCCGGCUCUCCCCAGCGGUGUGCACCUCAAGGCUCUGGAGACCUACGAGGUCAUCUUUAAAAUCAUAGGGACAAAAUGGCUGGCCAAGGAUCUUUUCAUUUACAGCUCUGGCUUGUUCCCACUGUUGGGUCACGCAGCCAUGGCAGUAAAGCCUGUGCUGCUCACGCUGUACGAGCGUUACUAUCUCCCACUGCAGAAGGCUUUGCUUCCCAGUCUUCAGGCAUUCAUAACUGGGCUCCUACCAGGCUUGGAAGAAGGACUGGAGGUCUAUGACAGGACCGACGCUCUGCUGGUCAAGUUGUCAUUGUUAGUGGGUCAGCAGGUCUUUUAUGGAGCGCUGUGGGGUAGCAUGCUGGUAACUCCCAUGGUCCGACUGCCGGCCUCUGUCUUUGUAGUCACCCAUUUUGACCGCAUGGCACCACUGAGUCAACAAACACACAUGUUGGGCUAUGGCCACCGUGCAGUGGUGAAGUCAGUUUGCCUUUCUCUGCAAGAUUCAAAUGUCUUGGUGCAGAGGAACAUGCUUGAAAUCUUGCUCUACUUCUUCCCUUUUGCCACAUGCCUGGACCCAGCAGACCCCAAUGUUGCUUUGAUUGCCGAGGACAUGAUUACAGUGGUGUCUGCAGCUUCCCUCACUCUACUCAGGAGAGACAUGUCCCUCAACAGGCGUCUCUACGCUUGGCUCCUAGGGACAGAUAUAAAAGGAGGAAUGGUGGCACCACACCCCACCCUCUCCACCACCAUGGAGGAGCACACAUCGUUCUACUUCAACACCUAUUCUAAAGAUUUCCUCGUUAAGGCUCUGAUCAACAUACUCAAACAGAAGGAUGUGGACAGUAACCCAGAAAGUGUGAUCCAUUACCUUAGGCCUUUUCGCAUCAUUGUCAGUCUGCUUGAUAAACCAGAGAUAGGUCCGGCUGUCUUGAGCUGUGUGUUGCUGGAGGUAGUUCGAGCUUUCCACAGCUACUGUCGGGAGGUGUUGGGGGAGGAAAACACCAUUAAUGUAGGACUCUCAGGCAACCAACUUGCCAGUAAGAUAAAAGAGAACAAAAAUGCAUCAGAGAUCAUAAAGACGAUGAACAUGCUCAUCAGCUCCAUGAACAGCGAAUACCUGUGGGAGUACAUGACUCAGCGUUUCUGCACAUCUCUCAGUGACAAAGAUGAUCCAUCCGCACCUCCUGAACCUCCUGCUCCUUCUGUCACAGAGAUGUCCAACCUCAUCAUUUUCCUGCUUGAUGUUCUUCCUUUGGAGCUCCAUGCUGACAUCCAGUCACAUCUGCUCCCUGAGAUGCUGGGCACAAUGCUGCAGACCCUGUACCGCCACAUGGACUCUGUUUGCCUUGAAGAUGUCACACAGGGGCUGCGUGCAUGCUUCAAGGUUCUGAGUAAGAUCCAGAUGCCUGUAGCUUACAUGGAUGUUGAUGCAGUAGCAAACACAGAGGAGAUGGCAUUACAGUCUCCAGAGAACGAAAGCUCAAAGACACAAGAUAUGGAGACUGAAGGAGAGAAAGAUGGCAUAAUUAAUGGACAACGAGAAGAUGAAGAAGAGAGCCGAACUGGAGGAGGUGAGGCAGAGUCUGCAAGUGGUUCUUACUCAGCUCUGAGAUCUGAAGACAGUGGACUGGGCAUCAGCGCCUCACCAUCAGAGCAGCAUCUGCCACUGGGGAUGAGUAAGGGAGCUGAGGGGUAUGGAAUUAGCAAAAAUGGUGAAGGCGUGUGGAGAAGAGGAGGCAGCAUAGACACCAUGUCACAGUGUCUGCAGGACAUUCUGGCCUUUAUAACCACGAGAUUCUUAUUGGUGCAGGUGGAGGAUGUUAAAGGACCUGAUGAAGAGCUUCAGUGUAACCAAAGUCCUGCCUCUCUGGAUCAGAAUAUACUGUUAGGUGGAAGAGAAAUCAAAAACAAAUUGACUGAAUUGUUUUCUCCAAAUAAACUGAAAGCCAAAGCCUCCACUGAAGCCCAGCUUCCAGCCUCACCCACUGCAAAGAAAAAGGGGCAUGGACAUUCAGGAUGUCUGGACUGGGCAGCAGGGUACAUGCCCCGCGGAAGAGCCGAGAUUUCGGAGGCAUGUCGACAGGCCUUUGUUGCCACCUGCCACCUUCUGCUGGAGUGCACCACCUUCCCUGUCUACCUAAGUGAAGAGGAGACUCUUGCUCUCUAUACAGACAUGUUUGGUCACACAGGUGGAGAUGUUGAUAGUCUACCGGUGUGGCUGAGGUCCUUGAUGACUCUGUGCUGCAUGUCUAGGGACUACAACAUUCAGCACACUGCAGUGGCUUCUUUGCUGGAACUCAUUAACCACUCCCAGUCCUUAGCACUGGUCAUUCAGGACAAGCACAGACGUUACCAGAACUGUGACUCCAACCCUCUGAGUGGGCGGCUGCAGAUGGUCACUGUUCCCCCUAUCUAUCCAGCCCUGCUUCAUGCCGUAGAAGAAAGCACUGACUUCUAUCAGAGGGUGUCCCAAGUACUGUGGAGUCAGCUGGACACAGAGCGGAGAGAGCAGCACAUCUCCUGUGUGGACCUGUUUUACAGGCUUCAUUGUCUGGCUCCAUCAGCAUCCAUCUGUGAAGACAUCAUCUGCCAAGCACUGCUGUACAAAGACAAAGCAGUCAGGCUGGAAGCACUUCAUCGCUUCACAGUGCUAUGGCACCUGACCCGGGAGAUCCAGAACAACAGGACCAUGUCCCACAGUCGCUCUUUUGACCGGUCUCUGUGUGUUGUGGUGGACAGUUUGACCUGCACUGAUGGCUCAAUAAGUGCAGCAGCUCAGUGCUGGCUGGUUAGAGCUCUGUCCCUUAAUGAUGUGAUUCGAAUCCUGGAACCGAUCCUAUUGCUUCUGCUUCACCCGGCCACUCAGCGCUGCUCCAUUCAGAACAUAAAACAAAAUCUUACCGCUCGUAACCUGAAGAGUCUAAACAGCAGGACUCGAAGUUCCUCUAAAUCAUCUGGAGACACCGCAGCAGCUGGUAUCACUACCUUUAAUGUUCUGAACAUUGUGGACCGAGAAGCUCUGUGGGCAGAGCUAGAUAGUGGCCCAGAACUGGCAAAUCCACAGGACAUGUUAGUGGCUUCAAGGAGUGAGAGUGAAGAGACAGAAGAAGCGGAGGAUAGGGAGGAGGAGGAAGAAGCUGAGAGUGAACACACAGAGUCAGCUGACACCAGCUGUGCCCAAGUAUCUACAGAGAACUCCAGUUCAGGAUCUGCUCCACACAGCAGCACAGAGGAAGGGGGUAUGGUCAAUGGUCUGCGGAGGGUAGAGUCCGAGCAUACGCAGGCAUCAGAUUCACUGUCAAGUGAAGAAGAAGAGGAUUUGGAGCUGGAAGCAAUGGCCAGGUCGCGUCAAUUAAAGCAGGAACGUGAGAAGAGAGAAGCCAUAGACUCUCUGUUCCGCCAUGUGCUGCUGUACCCUGUGGCAGGUGGCUGGCGCCCUCUCCUCCAAGGCUUGUCGCUGCUUGAUAGCCUGCUGAGGAGCAGCGCUGAGUGCCCUCUAGUGGAUGCCCUGACCUCCACUUCACUGGACACAAGCUCUGCUGCACAUUUAAACCUGGUUUCUAACCUUCUACAGCGCCAUCAACAGGCUCAGGAUGGCAAAUGCUUCUACAGUUGCCUGCUCUCCCCCUCGUCCAUGCCUUCUGUACCCCCGUCACUGCUCAUUGAACUGCUGGUGUCCCUGUGCCUACGAUUCCUGCGAUCUCAUUAUCCCUCCUAUCUGAACCUGACUCCUCUUGACUUGCAGGGGAACAGGGAGGUUCAGGUGAAGAGUGUGGCUGUCCUGACUCGGAUAGUGAACCAGCUCGGCUGCACAGCACGAGGACAAGAUGGCAACAAAACAAAUCUGGAAUCCAUCCGCAGACUCCUUUCAGGCUGCAAAGUGCAGCAAAACGCUCUGCUAUCUCUGUCUGCAUCUAUGUACAUUAGCCAGAAGGGAGCAGAAAAGGGAGCAUCCAAAAGUGUGGAGCUGCUAGAUGAGGAGGGAGGCCCGUCCGAGGAGAGUCUGGUGAAUCUUGGUGCAGGAGGGGGACAGGAGCAAUACCCCUUGCAAAUAGAGUUACUCAAGCUGCUUCAGGCUCUCAUCGUGCUGGAAAGCCAUGUGUGGCCAGGUGGGGUUGUCCCAGCAGCAGGCGGAGCAUCUGGCCAGCUUGGGGAGCUUCGUGAAUCCCCAAGUGCCAGCACUCCUCUUGCUCGUGAGUGGCAAACUGCUGUCCUUUUCCAGCAGUCCAUAAAAGCAGCUCAGUAUGUCCAGAGCCACCCCAUUACAGCUCAAGGGAUGUUUGUUUCUGCUGCAGCCAGGGCUCUGCAGCCUCAGUAUGGGUAUGCCAUGCACCCCCACUGGGUCUCCCUGCUGUGCUCCUCUCUGCCAUACUUGGGACGCUCUUUAGGAAUCAUUGUGGCUCCACUCAUCAGUCAGAUCUGCAGAAACUUGGAUGAAUUAGUCAAGCUGUAUGAGCAUGAUGGAGGGAAGACUCACCAGAGCUUGAGUGGCAAAAAGGAAAACAUUGCUCCUGACUACCCUCUGACUUUGCUAGAGGGCCUGACCACCAUCACACACUAUUGCCUCCUGGACAACAAAAGAUCCCUCGUUGCCUGUGAUCCUGUGGAUGUCCGCAAUGCACGCAAUGCUGUGAUUGAGGCGCUGCCGCACAUGCUCAAUAGCAUGGCAUCGUUGUGGGGUGUGAUCAUGAAGGAGGAAUUUCAGCGGCGUGCAUCUGACUCUACACAGAGCAGCAGACACACUUAUACUUCUGUCUUUUUUAAAUGCCCCAAGAUCCUGCGACAGCGGAUACUGGAGUUUCUCCUUCCUCUAACCGGACCGUAUGGGGUUCAGCUGAUGGCUUCAGUGGGAGUGGUAUGGAGCAAUAGAAAGAGCAAAAGACGACAUAAAAACAAAGUUUUACCCAUGGCCAGUGAGUCUCGUUUAACCAUUGUGGAUUUGGUGAAAUCACUCAACACCUUGCACACAGAUACUAUCUUACAGUUGGUCAAAGAGGUUGUGAAGAAACCACAUCAGAUCAAAGGAGAACAGUUAAUUGUCUUUUCUCUCCACCAGAAGUCGACCCUGGUCGAUAUCCCUAUGUUGCAGUUCAGCUAUGCUUACAUCCAGAGUAUUUCAGCUCAGGCUCUGCAAGAAAACAUUGCUCCUCUCCUCAGUCUGUUACGAGAGUCUGUUCAGCUCAACCUGGCCCCGCCUGGGCACUUCUUACUGCUGGGAAUCCUAAACGACUUCGUCAAUAGGCUUCCCAACCUGGACAGUAAGAAGGACUCAAGAGAUCUACAGGAAGUGACUCAGCGGAUCCUUGAAGCAGUUGGUGGGAUCGCAGGCUCAUCUCUGGAGCAGACCAGUUGGCUCAGCCGCAGUCUUGAGGUCAAAGUGCAGCCACAGGUGUGCCCAGAAGCAGAUGAGCCGGAUGAAGCAGACAUGGAUGGAGAUCACUGUGAGUCAGUGGCUCAAGCUAGCACCAUGGUGUCCUCCUCUGCUCCCUCAGUUUACAGCGUGCAGGCUCUUGUACUGCUGGCUGAGAUCCUGGCACCCCUUCUGGACAUGGUUUACCGUAGUGAUGAAAAGGAGAAAGCUGUUCCUCUCAUCUCACGCCUCAUGUACUAUGUAUUCCCCUACCUGAAGAACCACAGUGCCUAUAACAUGCCCAGCUUUGAAGCGGGUGCUCAGCUGCUGAGCAGUCUCAGUGGGUAUGCCUACACCAAAAGGGCCUGGAGAAAGGAGGUCUUUGAGCUCUUCAUGGAUCCUCUCUUCUUCACCAUGGAUGUCUCCUGUGCACACAGUUGGAAAUCCAUUAUCGACCAUCUGCUGACACAUGAGAAGACCAUGUUUAAAGACCUCUUGAGCAUGCAGAGUGGCUCCCUGAAACUGUUCGCUGGUGCUGACCAGAAACCCAUGCUACUGAAACGGCAGGCAUUCGCCAUGUUCAGUGGUGAACUCGACCAGUAUCAUCUCUACCUGCCACUCAUUCAAGAGCGUCUUACAGAGACUUUGCGUAUGAACCCGAGCCCUGCUGUUUCAGCCCAAAUGUUCCUGAUGUUUCGUGUUCUCUUGUUGCGGAUUUCAUCCCAACACCUGACUUCUCUCUGGCCUAUAAUGGUCACAGAGCUUAUACGCACUUUUGCACGUCUUGAGAAAGCUCUGCAGGCAGAGAAAGACAUUUCAAAGCUGGCUAAAGUGGUGCGUGGAGCCCUCGAUAGAAAUGGGCCAGUGAACUUCUCUCAGGCGGAGUUGAGCAUGUACCUGUCAGCCUGCAAGUUUCUGGAUACUUCCUUGGCUUUUCCCCCAGAGAAGAUGCCACUCUUUCAGAUGUAUCGCUGGGCAUUUGUCCCAGAAGUGGAUGUAAACCAGUACGAUGGUCCAGAGAAUGCACUGAUAGAAGGUGAACAGGAAUGUACACCACAUGUCGUCAGAGUGCUGGAAGGGAUACAGCAGCGCUUUGGGAUGCUGAAUGGACUGAGUGAGGAGUCCACCACAGAGCACUUGGAGUUCCCUCUUCUCACUCAGCGCUCCCUGUCCUCCAUCACCCAGCUUUUGCCUUUCUUGCGCAUCCUUUGCUGUUCCUUCCAGGGCCCUCCACCUUGCAGCCAAACUAUGUCCCACUUCCCUGUAGCAGACUACCCAGCAGCCAGUUCACACACUGUCCUGAAGAAGCUGGAGAUCAUCACUGAAGAAGAGUUCCUGGACUCCAUGGAGAAUUAAAAACUGAGCUUUUUGACCUGCAGGCAUGUAAGAAGAAAAAAUUAAAUGGGCACAACUUGUGAUAAUGUCCUGUGAGCUAGUAAAAGAUAAAAGGAAAUGUUUUGGAAUUUCGCUUUUUAAUGUUUUAAUUUGUGUGAUCACCACAUGUAUACAGGUACCUAUGAGGUGUUUUCACACUGAAUCUGGACUGGAAAAAUAAAGGGAGUUUAUGGUCGUUGAUCCAAUUAUCUUUUUAAAUCUGAAAGAUAUGCUAUACUAAUUACAAAUUACAGGGGAAUGCACUUUUCUUGUCCAAGAAGGAGUUUCAUCUCAGCUUCAGGUUAUUCACACUUUUUCUCUUUAUAUGAUAGUUGGCAAAAAUAAACCAUAAAAGGCAGUUAGGUAAACCAACUUUUUUUCUUGUCUUUAUAAGGCAUGCACCUUAUAAUAAUAAUAAUAAUUCCAGUGAAAGGUUUUAGUUUGACAAACAUCAGAUUUACUGUGAAGAAUCUUAAGUCUUAAUAGCUUUUUCUAUUACUCUAAUUAAGUGAAAUCUGUAUUUCAAUGUUACAUAAGUCUGUCUGACUCUGAGAAUGUAAAGGCUAAACAUCUUGUUGAAAAUUUAUAUUGAUUUAUGUUAACAAUUUUAUUGGUAAAUUACUGGAAAUGCUUUGUGUACACCAGGAAAACCCAUUGAAAUUUCGAGUGUGCUUCAAUAUGCUCGAUAUUUUGGUGUUCAAGGGAAAUUAGCCUUUCUUUGUAGUUGUUCGUGGAUAGUUUUACAGCUGAUUCUUGUUUUUUUUUCCACAUGUCUGAACGUUUGCUUAAAUUAUUUUGGAUGUUUAAAGGACCAUGUCAAGUUUAGAUGCAACAGAAAGACUUAUUAAAUAAAAUUCAACUUAA
Messenger RNA from Melanotaenia boesemani (Boeseman's rainbowfish), 8029 nucleotides. It is a transcript of the gene dop1b, whose product is annotated as DOP1 leucine zipper like protein B. The record is from RefSeq and is a predicted model, not a curated record. Bases 233 to 7147 code for a protein of 2304 amino acids. The transcript has 38 exons. Gene Ontology annotation, cellular component: trans-Golgi network; endosome. Gene Ontology annotation, biological process: Golgi to endosome transport. NCBI's taxonomy places the organism in Eukaryota, Metazoa, Chordata, Actinopteri, Atheriniformes, Melanotaeniidae.